AUGCAUUAUAGAGGUGCUAUAUGCGACGAUGGAGGGUUUGUGCUAGAAGCUGCCUUUACUGUGGCCUUAGAAUCUGUUUCAAGUGAAGAGGAUCCCUACGAGGCUAAAGUAGUACGCACGACACCUGGAGACGUACUUGAAGCCCACAAUGCUGUGUGUUCAGUUUUAGAGGGAAAUGUUUUUGGAGUGUUCGCCCCAACGAACGAAAAAGCGUUGAAACACGUUCAGUCCAUAGCCGAUUUUCUUGAAGUUCCGCAAAUAUUGGUGGACCAGUCAGUGGCAUAUAAUCAUAAUUGGUCAGCGAUAAAUCUGUACCCACACCAUGUUGCAUAUUCGCAAGCCUUCGCCGACAUAAUUGACAACAAAGGCUGGGAAGAAUUCACUAUUAUUUAUGAAGGCGCUGAAUUACUUCCAUCUUUUGAUUCUAUUUUUGCUUUACAAGAUUUGGAAGCUGGCGGUGAAGUAUUAAUGACUGUCGUGCAAUUACCAGACGGCGACGAUUUUAGAUCCCAUUUACAAACGAUAAAAAAGUCUGGAUCUCUAAAUUACCUCGUCAACUGCAGAAGAGAGACUUUAGAAACGUUUUUACUACAAGCACAACAAGUGGGAAUUAUGUCUGAUGAACAUAGCUAUGUUAUAAUGAACCCUGACUUUCAGACCAUUGACUUGGAUCCUUUUAAAUAUGGCGGAUCUAAUAUAACAGGAGUUCGAUUUUUCGACCCAGGCGUCGAAGCCAUCCAACACUACAUAAAGAGCAUCAACGCAAAAGUAGCAGAGCUGUCCGAAGAUCAAAUACCAGAAGCAGUCACCGAAAAUGGACUAACACUCAGUUUGGCUUUGAUGUACGAUGCCGUGAUGCUAUAUGUGGCGGCCGUGAAAGCUAUGGCGCUCGAAGAUGGUUCCAGUGUCACUUGUGAGAGUGGGGCGGGGUGGGCUUUUGGAUCUACUCUGCUUAAUAAUCUCAAAACUAUGGAGAUUGAAGGAUUGACUGGUCUUAUCAAGUUUGACGACGAGGGCCUUCGUUCAUAUUUUGAGAUAGAAAUACUGGAACUUAUGGCGCAUGGCAUAGAAACGGUAGCGACUUGGAACAUCGAUGAAGGAUAUAAAGAAACAAGAGUCAUAAUACCACCAGCGGAAGUAGAGGGGUCGGAAUCUAUGAAAGGAAAACAUUUUAUUGUGUUAACAGCCUUAAGUGCGCCUUACGGCAUGCUAAAAGAGUCUCCGAAAAAACUCGAAGGUAACGAUCGGUACGAGGGUUUCGGCAUCGAGCUGAUUGACGAAUUGUCCAAAAUGAACGAGUUCAACUACACCUUUGACAUUCAGGCUGAUGGUGUAUAUGGGUCGUUAGACAAGAAGACCGGAAAAUGGAACGGCAUGAUGGAGAAGGUCAUGGACGGGAGAGCAGACUUUGCAAUCACCGACUUGACAAUAACAGCAGCACGUCAGAAAGCUGUUGACUUUACGAGCCCUUUCAUGAACCUUGGGAUAACUAUUUUGUACAAAAAGCCGACGAAACAGCCACCGGAUUUGUUCUCUUUCAUCUCUCCAUUUUCUUUAGAGGUUUGGGGUUAUCUGGCAGCAGCAUACUGCGGAGUUUCACUAUUAUUAUUCCUACUAGGAAGAAUAGCUCCAGAAGAAUGGCAGAAUCCAUAUCCGUGUAUUGAGGAACCAGAAACAUUGGACAACCAGUUCACAAUGGCUAAUUCGUUUUGGUUUACUUUGGGAAGUGUGCUGACCCAGGGAUCUGAAAUUGCUCCAAUAGCGGUAUCUACACGCAUGGCUGGAAGUAUGUGGUGGUUCUUCACUCUAAUCAUGGUAUCAUCAUACACUGCAAACUUGGCGGCAUUUUUAACAGUGGAGGCUAAAUUUUAUGCCAUAAAAUCAGUUCAAGAUUUGGCAAAUAAUCCAUAUGAUAUAACAUAUGGAGCUAAAAAAGGAGGUGCCACAUUGGGGUUCUUUAAAGAGUCUGAUAAUUUGUUGUACCAGAAAAUGUAUCAAUACAUGGAUGAACAUCCUGAGUACCAAACUUCUACUAAUGACGAAGGGCUGGCAAGAGCAAAAUCGACUGAAGAAAAUUAUGCAUUUCUAAUGGAAUCGACAUCCAUCGAAUAUAUGGUGGAGAGAAAUUGUGACGUGGCUCAAGUGGGAGGACUGCUUGAUAGCAAGGGUUAUGGAAUUGCUAUGAAAAAAAACAGCCCGUAUCGACAGCCCAUGAGCGAAUCAAUUCUGCAGCUCCAAGAAGAAGGUAAACUGACGCGAAUGAAGGAUAAAUGGUGGAAGGAGAAACGAGGUGGAGGCGCUUGUGCGGACGAUGACGCGGGAAGUGGUGAAGCCCAGCCCCUAGUGCUGGCGAAUGUGGGCGGAGUUUUCAUAGUCCUAGCUGCUGGCUCCGGUCUGGCAGUCAUCUGCGCUAUUCUCGAGAUGCUUGUUGACAUAUGGGCGAUAUCUCAUAGGGAAAAUGUGUCCUUUAUAGAAGAGCUAAAAGCUGAAAUAAAGUUCAUAAUCAGCGGCAGCAGUGAUACUAAGCCUGUUCGUCACAGGGAGCCUUCUGGAAGUGGCUCAGGAGGCUCUAAGAAGUCCAAAGCUGAAGACGAGGAGUCCCACAAGGAAGUGGAGAAUAACUUAAAUGCACCGACGCCGUCCGAACGAUCUGCGUCGCACCAUUCAAGGCAUACUUUACAUAGUAGGAGACAGAGCAAUGCCGUGCAAAUGGCUCGAAUGCGGAAAUUUAGCAAGGCAACUUACUAAUGUAUUCAAUGUGUAAUUUGACUAAAUAAUAGGAAUGACGUAGAAAAUGAUUGGAUUAAAAAAGUUUCAUCUGAAAGAAAAGUAAAAAGGCACGAAGAGAACAAAAGCACAGACUAAUAUUUUUUAGAUACAUAAUUAUUAUAGUGGAGUACCUCAAGGUAAUAUUUUGGGUUCAUUGCUUUACAUGUUUUAUAAUUCUCAAAAGUAAUAAGAAUUUAUUUUUACCGAUGACUUUACCAACAAUAAAUUCCCUAAGAUUUUAUAAUAAUGAAUUGCUUUUAUUUCCCCGAACAUUGCCAAAUAUUCAGUGACUCCCACAUUGCGUCACACGCUCCGCGUCGACCCAAAAACGCGGACACACGCCACGCAUCACUCUUAGCGUCAACUCCUAAUUAACACCCGGCCUGAGAAAUGUGCUGUCUCUGCCGGUACUGUGUCAAUCAAGCUGCUUACCGAAUAAAAAGAUCAGAAGAACCAAUAUUAGAGUAAGCUCCUGAAUUGCCGGUAUUUUUGUACCGUUUGAGAGUUUUGAGACUACUCGAGCAGAUUCUUGUUUCGUCGGUUUUAUAUCAAUUUUGAAAAUUUUUAUAGGUACUUGUAGUGUUUGUAAUGUCUUUAUGGUUUUUACACCAACUAAACUUAUCUAGCUGAACCUUUUUUUUUCAGAGGUUGUUUAAAUGUUGACAAUAAAUGCGAGUAAGAAUUUGAAAAAUCGGGGGCGUCCUUUUAGCGUUAUCUAGGGGUCCGAUUGCACGGGUUCACGCUAGAACUGAGUAGACUUGAUCAUGAGUUGCGUCGGGAAUAUAAGUGGCUUGAUUGGGUGCUCUGACGAAGGAAACAAAGAUCAGAUCAGAGUUCAAAACUUGGUACUGAAAAGACAUCGAGUGGACUGCGGGAUUUCUCCGUAUUUAAAAAC
Molecule: messenger RNA, 3664 nt
Organism: Leguminivora glycinivorella
Lineage: Eukaryota; Metazoa; Arthropoda; Insecta; Lepidoptera; Tortricidae
Product: glutamate receptor ionotropic, kainate 3-like
Exons: 17
Coding region: 1-2748 (915 amino acids)
Biological process (GO): synaptic transmission, glutamatergic; modulation of chemical synaptic transmission; monoatomic ion transport
Cellular component (GO): plasma membrane; postsynaptic membrane
Molecular function (GO): glutamate-gated receptor activity; transmitter-gated monoatomic ion channel activity involved in regulation of postsynaptic membrane potential
Source: RefSeq, a predicted model, not a curated record